Fusarium sp. VM40 is the source of this 1584-nucleotide messenger RNA. Lineage: Eukaryota; Fungi; Ascomycota; Sordariomycetes; Hypocreales; Nectriaceae. The record is from the annotation of a GenBank genome assembly.
AUGACUGAAAAAGAUGAAACCCCCAGUGGUGUUCUCGACCAAGUCUCACAAUCCCGCGAACCAUCUCUCUAUGACCAAAAAGAACUCGAUCGUCUAGGUCGCGAGCGCCCCGCAUGCUUCUCCUCACUAUGGUCUGAGCUGGGCUUUAUCUUUGCCGUCGUGGGGUCAAUGAUGGUCAGCGAAUACUUCGUCUCGGGCUUCAACAUAAUCCUUCCUUCGUUGGCGGUCACGCUUGAGAUACCGGACUCGGUUCGUACGUGGCCUGCUGCUGUUAUCAAUCUUACUACUGCAGUCUUGCUACUUCCUUUUGCACGCUUAUCUGAAAUCCAUGGAGGACGGUUUAUCUUCCUCGGUGGUCAUGCUUGGUUGAUUAUAUGGUCCAUCAUCGGCGGCUUCAGUCAGAAUCCUACUAUGCUCAUCGCCUGCCGAGCCAUGCAGGGCCUAGGACCUUCGGCAUUUCUACCAUCCAGUGUUGCCAUUAUGUCACGCAUCUACCGCCCCGGCCCUCGCAAGAAUCUUGUGUUUAGCAUGUUCGGUGCAUUUUCAUGCAUUGGCUUCUACUCUGGGAUCAUCUUUGGAGCUUUAUCCGCCCAGGUGUUUGGCUGGAAGUGGUACUUUUUCAUUGGUGCUUUCUUCUGCACCAUUAUCUUCAUCACCGGUAUUUUGACUAUCCCGAAGACCCAAGGCGAUCCGCAGCCGGGCUUGAAGAUGGAUUGGCUUGGUACUGCUACAGUUGUCCCGGGUCUUUCACUAGUUGUGUUUGCUCUGACAGACGGCGGCAAUGCGCCUCAGGGUUGGAGAACACCUUAUGUCUAUGUCGCACUCAUUCUGGGAAUUGUCUGCUUGGCACUCUUCGUCUACAUCGAAGGCUGGAGGGCUAGUCAGCCUCUCAUGCCAGCAGAGGUGUUCAAAACAAAGUAUAUGGCUCGACUGGUCUUUGCACUGUUCAUGUGUUACGGCUGUUUCGGAUUGUGGUUGUUUUUCGCCAGUUUUCAUAUCGAAUCGGUCUUGCACAUCGGACCUCUGCUCACUGCCGCCUGGUUUAUUCCGCUCGCUGCUGGUGGCUUCAUCCUGGCAAUUGUUGGCGGAUUUGUUCUUCAUCUCAUUAGUGGCCGACUACUGUUGAUUAUUUCUGGCCUGGGUUUUCUCGGAUCAAAUAUCCUGUUUGCCCUCAUUCCUGACAGCGGGCGAUCAAACACUUUCCUAUACUGGGCAUUCAUCUUUCCGGCCAUGCUCCUAGCUACAAUCGGAGUUGAUAUUGCAUUUAGCGUUACGAACGUUUUUAUCACGACGUCUCUGCCCAGUCAUCUCCAAGCUGUAGCAGGUGCCCUGAUCACCAGUUUACUCUAUCUCGGCAUGGCCUUUUGGUUGGGUGUUGGCGAGAUGGCAGUCUCUGUGCAUAAAGAUAUCCGUGGAGCAGAAAAUGUCAGUGCGCGGAGUCAAUAUCAGAUUGGGUUCUGGACUGGUGCUGGGCUUGCCGUGGUCUCUUUGCUUAUUUUUGUCACGAUCAAGAUGGAGUCGGCAAAGGCUGAUCUCACUGCAGAUGAGAAGGCUCAAAGGGAGCGGGAUAGGAUUACUCAAUAG